UGGCUGUCGAUGCUCUGGUUCCAGCUAGAGUUUGGUACCGCGCAUGCGCUCUUCUGUUUGGCAAUAAAUGGAGGAGAGAGAUGGCCCUUGACAAUUUUCUCUUUGGCCAGUGCAUCCUCUAUUUUUUGGCAUUCCUCUUUGGUUUCAUUGCUGUUGUUCCUCUUUCGGAAAACGGCGAUGACUUCCAGGGAAAAUGUCUGCUCUUCACUCAGGGAAUGUGGCAGAACGAGAAUAUGACGGUGGGGAAGCAGCGGUUUAUGGUGGAGGAAUGGGGUCCGGAGACAUCCUGCCGUUUCAUCACAUUCGUCGGCAUCGUUUCGCUCAUUUUAUCUGCGGUGCAGGCAUGGCGAACCUUGUUCUUCCUCUGCAAAGGCCAGGACGAUUCAUUCUUCCAUGCCUUCCUCAACCUGCUGCUUAGCUCUCUGGUGGUGUUUGUGGUGUUUGUGGCCAGUACCAUUUCAAGCGUGGGCUUCAGCUCCUGGUGUGAUGCCAUCACUGAGAAUGGAGCUAUGCCAAGCAGCUGUGAGGAUCUGCAGGACACUGACCUGGAGCUGGGUUUGGACAAUUCCUCCUUUUAUGACCAGUUUGCCAUCGCACAAUUUGGCUUGUGGUCCGCCUGGCUGACGUGGCUGGGCAUCACCGUGCUGGCCUUCCUCAAGGUCUACCACAACCACCGCCAGCAGGACCUCCUCGACAGCCUGGUCCAGGAGAAGGAGCUGCUGCUGGGCCGCUCGCUCCGCCGCGGCUCCGACAUGGAGGAGAAGAACGCUCUCAUCUGAAUGGUGGUCCAGUCCAGAGGGUUCCCCCUCAACUGACAUUUCUUUCCCACCACACCCCCAUCUCCUCACAUCCCCACGGCAGUGAAGGCCACCAUCAGUGAUCAGUGAUCAGAGCCCCAUUAAUAGAGCACCCCACCAUCAGUGAUCAGUGAUCAGAGCCCCAUUAAUAGAGCACCCCACCAUCAGUGAUCAGUGAUCAGAGCCCCAUUAAUAGAGCACCCCACCGCCCUCCCCUCUCUCUGCAUCCACGUCUUUAAUCACCACAACCGCGUUGAUUAUAGAAUGAGUUAUAAACACUAAUGAAUUUCCAAGUCAAUUGUUAUUCGUAGUAGUUUGCAUGAUUUAUAGUCUUUUCUUAGGUACUGGCUGAGCAUCCUGUGGGAGGGAGCACUUAGUAAUGAUAAAAUUAUCAGGUUGGGGGAAAAACAUGUUUCAGAAAAUAUAAAUUCCUUGAAAUCUUAGUGAUUUUAUGUAAUAAAAUGAUCAGCACAGAGUGAUAGAACACACUGAUUGGUCUACAAGGUGAUUUAUUACAAUGAACGUGCCAAGGAUGCUAGUCUCCCAUACCCCCCCCCCCCCCCCCCCAAACAUCAUUACUCUAACUAUCCCUACCAUCCCAAACUCUCAUCUUACAUCUUAUGUACCUGCAUCUUAUGUGCCACAAUUAGUUUGCCAAAUAUAGGCCUACAAGAACUUGCCAUAUGUAUAUGCCAACAAGCUGUAAGGAUCUCUCUGUUCCAAUAUAAAGGGAACAUUUAGAUACUUUACAAACUGUAUAUUGCAUGACUACAGUGGGUUUGUUCAUACAGCAUCGACAUCUGUCUUCAAAAGGAGUCUGGGGUUUAUAAGACAUGUGGGAUUGGCAUGGAUGUGCAGUGGGGAAACAGGCAGGCCACAGUGAGGAAAAUGAUCUGCUUAUCAAUCACAAUUAAAGGCUUAUGGGAGGCCGCUUGUCUGUGUGUAGGCCACAAUACUGUACCCAAGAAAGAAACUGCCAAGUGUUAUCCUCUGUAAGAAUGGAUCAUUAAAGACUUUUGAAGAAAGAGUUAUAUGCCUGUA
Molecule: messenger RNA, 1838 nt
Organism: Clupea harengus (Atlantic herring)
Lineage: Eukaryota; Metazoa; Chordata; Actinopteri; Clupeiformes; Clupeidae
Gene: tmem179aa
Product: transmembrane protein 179a, genome duplicate A
Source: RefSeq, a predicted model, not a curated record